Messenger RNA from Erpetoichthys calabaricus (reedfish), 3518 nucleotides. RefSeq names its product CCR4-NOT transcription complex, subunit 2 (gene cnot2). Gene Ontology annotation, biological process: regulation of DNA-templated transcription; regulation of stem cell population maintenance; nuclear-transcribed mRNA poly(A) tail shortening. The record is from RefSeq and is a predicted model, not a curated record. Bases 694 to 2385 code for a protein of 563 amino acids. Gene Ontology annotation, cellular component: P-body; CCR4-NOT core complex. NCBI's taxonomy places the organism in Eukaryota, Metazoa, Chordata, Cladistia, Polypteriformes, Polypteridae. The transcript has 15 exons.
CUGGUGGUAUCAACGAUUCCAAAUAAACAUCCGUUGUGCCUUCUGCAUGAUGUCACGAGCAUCGCGGUAGGUUCCUAACGAAGAGCUCUCCGGACCGUUUCUCACAUUCAACGUAAAGUGUAAUGGAAAAGUCGAGAGCAAGCCAAACAGCUGAACGGCCCGCACGAGUGGGCUCCCCAAGCGUUUUUUGCCCUUGUCAUCGGUUCCAUCGCGCGUUGCUUACUAUGCACAUGUCACGCAUUUUGCCGAGAUAACGUCUCACCGUGACCGUGACCGGGCCGCCGCUCCCCACGUCUUCACGGACAUCACACUUCUCGCGCGCACAAAAAGCCGAGCUGAGCGGCUAGCGCGGGGGAUCGACCGUGAAGCCCGCUAGAGAAGCGUCAGCCGCCUCGGACACAUCUCGCUGGCAUUUCGUUUUCUUUUCGCUGUACUAUUUUGUUUUCUUUUUGCAUUGUCAAUUGAUAUUUUGUCGUCUUCGCUGAAUUAACGUCACGAUCGAUCAACAAGAACAUAAAACCUCCUCCAUUUAAAGGACCGACGCGGCGUAUUUCUUCGUGUUAACUAGGACACAGCUUUUGUUUUACUCUGAACAAGAAGACUCGGCUUGGGCAGGUGCUGUCGCCCCAAGGUAGCCGGCAGGAGGAGACGCGGACCGCUCCGGAACAGCCAGCGCUAGCAGCAGAGAGAGCGAUGGUUUUGGAGGUGGCGGCGAGGUCAGAGGGUAAAGGCUAUUCACCCAGCAUCCUCGAUUGUAGAAUACACAGCCAUCUUGGAUCUGCAGGGAGAAGAGAAAUUAAUGCGGUGACAAACAGUAUGUUUGGUGCUUCAAGAAAGAAGUUUGUAGAGGGGGUUGACAGUGAUUAUCACGAUGACAGCAUGUACUAUAGCCAGUCUUCGAUUUUCCGACCGGAAAAAGAGAUGCUGGGAUCUCCAUCACCAUCGACAUCAAGUCAACUAUCCACAUUUGGUGCAAGUUUAUAUGGACAACAAAGUGCACUAGCCCAUUCAAUGAGGGGAAUGAGCAACAACAAUCCUCAGUUAAAUCGCAGCUUAUCACAAGGUACCCAGUUGCCAAGCCAUGUAACUCCGACGACGGGGGUACCGACUGUGUCACUUCAUACUCCACCUUCACCAAGCAGGAGCAUUUUACCUAUGAAUCCCAGGAAUGUGAUGAACCACUCCCAAGUUGGUCAGGGAAUUGGUAUGUCUGGCAGGACAAACAGCAUGACCAGUUCAGGUUUAGGCAGUCCAAACAGAAGCUCUCCCAGCAUCAUUUGUAUGCCAAAGCAACAACAGUCUCGACAACCUUUUACCAUAAACAGUAUGUCUGGAUUUGGAAUGAGCAGGAAUCAGGGGUUUGGCAUCAACAGCUCAUUAUCAAGCAACAUUUUCAAUGGAACAGAUGGGAGUGAAAAUGUGACGGGUUUAGACCUUUCAGACUUUCCAGCACUGGCAGACAGAAGCAGAAGGGAAGGAAGUGGCAACCCAACUCCAUUAUUAAAUCCGUUGGCUGGAAGGGCCCCUUAUGUUGGAAUGGUAACAAAACCAGCAAGUGAACAGUCCCAAGAUUUUUCCAUCCACAAUGAAGAUUUUCCAGCGUUGCCUGGCUCCAAUUACAAGGAUCCCACGUCGAGCAAUGAUGAUAGUAAAUCGAGUUUGAGUUCAUCGAGCAAGAAUACAUCUAGUACGGAUGGGCCCAAAUUUCCCGGGGACAAAAGUUCUACAGCGCAAAACAACAACCAGCAAAAGAAAGGGAUUCAGGUGUUACCUGAUGGACGGGUAACAAACAUUCCUUCAGGGAUGGUAACAGAUCAGUUUGGAAUGAUUGGGCUCUUAACAUUCAUCCGGGCAGCCGAAACAGACCCUGGAAUGGUGCACCUUGCAUUAGGCAGCGAUUUGACAACACUAGGUCUCAAUCUCAAUUCUCCAGAAAACCUUUAUCCCAAAUUUGCAUCACCUUGGGCAUCUGCGCCCUGUCGACCUCAAGAUAUAGACUUCCAUGUACCAUCCGAGUAUUUAACAAACAUUCACAUAAGGGAUAAGCUGGCUGCAAUAAAACUUUCCAGAUAUGGUGAAGAUCUUCUUUUCUACCUGUACUACAUGAAUGGAGGAGACCUUUUACAGCUGUUGGCAGCAGUGGAACUAUUUAACAGAGACUGGAGGUACCACAAAGAAGAGAGGGUAUGGAUAACUCGAGCACCUGGCAUGGAGCCAACAAUGAAGACCAAUUCUUAUGAGAGGGGGACAUAUUACUUCUUUGACUGUCUUAACUGGAGGAAGGUAGCUAAGGUACAGGAGUUCCACCUGGAAUAUGACAAGCUCGAAGAAAGGCCUCAUGUGCCAUCCACCUUCAACUAUAACCCAGCUCAGCAAGCCUUCUAAAAGACUUCUGUUCAAGGGGUAUGGCUGCCUCAGCAAAUUACUCACUGAAACUGCAGAACUGAUGUGGCUCAGGCAUCCUGGUUUUUAUUCCAUGAGGAUCUGGCAAUUGACUUAGGCAAGAGAGUUCAUCAUUUCAAUAGUCCUGCCUUUCAAAAUAUGUCCUGCCCAACACCCCAACUUUUUUCUUUUUUUUUUUCUUUUUCAUUUUUUCCCCCCUUUGUUUUUGUUAUAUUUGGAGCAAGGUGUGGUUUUCGUUAAGGUGUCUUGCAGACUUCAGUCUGUAAAAAGGCUUAGAACUUUAACAUACAAUGCAACCAAAAAAUAGUAAUACAGCACAGUUACAGUGCUUAGUAUUAAGGAAGGUAAAUUUACAGUUCAUUAUAGCACUAUUCAUAAAGAAAAAAAAUUUUUAAUGUGAGACACUUCAUGUAUUUUGCUUGGAAAGAUAAGUGACCUGUAUUUUUUUUGACUUUAUUCCCUUUAUUCAUCCCGCUGAACUUCAUGGGUACCAGUUUUCACCACCACGUCUCUGAAAGACUUUGAAGGGUAAUUCUGCCUAGUUUAAGCAAGACUCUUUAAGUGAACGUUAAUGCCACAACCUCUGGAUGUUUUUUCCAUGGUUGUGAUCUGCUGAGCUUCAUCUUUCCAGAAUGAGCAAAACACUGUCCAGUCUUUGUUACAAUUUUGUAAUAAAUGUGUACAUUUUUUUAAUUUUUGGACAUCACAUAAAUAAAGAUAUGUAUGUACGAAUGUGUAUAUAUUAUAUAUAUAUAUGACAUCUAUUUUGGAAAAUACUUGCCCAGCUGAACCUCAUUUUUAGGAGGUGUGCAUGGAUGCAAUACAUGGAAACAGGACAUUCUGGAACUGCUGGUCUGGGGACCACAGAGUCACCCCUGUGCACUUAAAGUUUAAUAAUAAAAAGGCCAGAUUUUCAGCAGCCAAGGACAUCCAUACCCAAGUGAACAUGAUGGGACUCAAAGAAGAUAUGAACUGAGACUAUUCACUCUGGCUGUUUGAAGAGCAGCAUUUCAUAGGAAAAACAAAAAAAAAGAAUAAAAAAAAGAAACAAUCUUGUAUUUUCUGACCACGUUAAAGCUUCUUCACUUUGUAAUAAAGUAGAAAAGCUCUCCUCA